AUGUUAAAGUCACUUGUUACUCUUUGCCUCCUUCCGGUCUUCGGUCUGGCGCACUCUAAACCAGCCAAGACACUUGGACAACUGCCUCUGGGUACUUGGCUCGAGAACAUUGCUGUCCGCUCCAAUGGCGAUUUACUGGCCACAGAACUCUGGCCCGCAGCAAGUGUCUACACUGUCACCGACCCAUCCUGCUCUAAGGGAUUGAAAGAACUGGUCACGGUCCCGUCAAUUCAAGGCAUCUUGGGGAUCGCCGAGCUAUCUCCGGCCCCAGGCAAGCCCGAAACGUUUGUUUUCGUCGGCAGCAACGCAACGGGACUCAGUCAGUUGAUCCCAGGUACAUUCAAAGCCUUUGCCCUAGAGUUCCACAACAAGAGGAAUCAAGCCUCGGUGAAGGUCAGGAAGAUUAGCGACAUGACAGAGAAAAGCACUUUCCUCAAUGGCGUGGAAGCUAUUCCAGGCGUCCCCGCGGUCCUUGUCUCUGAUUCGGUAAAAGGUUUCGUCGGCCGCCUUGAUACAAACACAGGUGUCUUUGAUGACGCCGCUUUUAUGUUUCCAGAAAUGGCCCCAAUCGCUGCUAAUGCAUUUGGCAUCAACGGCAUCAAGAUUCGCAACAACUACCUCUACUUUUCCAACUCCAACGCUGUCAAGAUCUACCGAACCGCUAUCACAGCAGCUGGUUAUCCAGUCAAGGGCUCCAGGCCACAGCUCGUUACCGACUUCUCCAAGACUGUAGCAUUUGUCGACGACUUCGCGUUUGACGCACAAGGAAACAUCUAUGCUGCAAGCAACUCGGACAACUCUGUUGUCUUUAUAGAUACCAAGUCUGGAAAGUCACGAAUUGUGCUUGGUGGUGUUGAUGAGAUGACAGUUGCUGGCUCCACUGCUGUGGCAUUUGGUCGUACAAAGAAGGAUAAAGAUACUUAUUACGUGUCAACCGGCGGUGGACUGUUCAAGCCCGUGGGAGGAACAAAGACAGAAGGGGCUAAGGUCGUCGCUGCAAAGGCUUGA
This is a messenger RNA of Fusarium pseudograminearum CS3096, 1008 nucleotides long. RefSeq lists its product as uncharacterized. Bases 1 to 1008 code for a protein of 335 amino acids. Lineage: Eukaryota; Fungi; Ascomycota; Sordariomycetes; Hypocreales; Nectriaceae. The record is from RefSeq and is a predicted model, not a curated record. The transcript has a single exon.